Chelmon rostratus (copperband butterflyfish) is the source of this 2355-nucleotide messenger RNA. It is a transcript of the gene faxdc2, whose product is annotated as fatty acid hydroxylase domain containing 2. Gene Ontology annotation, molecular function: C-4 methylsterol oxidase activity; iron ion binding. Lineage: Eukaryota; Metazoa; Chordata; Actinopteri; Chaetodontiformes; Chaetodontidae. Gene Ontology annotation, biological process: sterol biosynthetic process. The transcript has 9 exons. The coding region runs from base 30 to 1052 and encodes 340 amino acids. The record is from RefSeq and is a predicted model, not a curated record.
GCGACACAGGCGAGAAAGAGUGGAGAGACAUGACGGUGGAGACCAGAGUUAGCGACAUGAGGGGAGCUGCCACAACAAGCAGCAGCAGACAGGAGGCCUCUGGGGGACUGUGGGACUCUGUGAAGAAAGCUGCGUUUGUCAUCGGGUCUGGAAUCUUGUUCUUGGCUGCGUUCGGCAACUCGCUGACAUGGCAUCUUCAGAGGUUCUGGGGAGCUUCAGGAGAUUUCUGGCAGAACCAGUGGAACAAACUGCACUUAGCGUUUGAGGGCCAUGACACUGCUUUGUUCUACUUGGGGACCAUGUUGAUCCCCACCCUGACGUUCUGGCUGGUGAAUGCUCUGCUGCUGUUCGUGGACACCACCGGUAAACCCUCCUUCAUCACUCGCUACCGCAUCCAGGUGGACAAGAACAGCCCGGUGGAUCCAGUUAAGCUUCGCCAUGCGCUGAAGGUUGUCAUCUUCAACCAUUUGUUCAUCUCUGGGCCCAUGGUGGUGGCGGCUUACUACCUGAUGAGCAUGAGAGGGAACCCCUGUGGCCCCGAGCUGCCCACCUUCCACUGGGCCCUGACCGAGCUGGCUGUCUUCGCCUUCGUGGAGGAAGUUAUGUUUUACUAUUCCCACAGGCUGUUCCACCACCCCAGCCUCUACAAGCAUGUCCACAAACAGCACCACGAGUGGACCGCUCCCAUCGGUGUCGUCUCCAUCUACGCUCAUCCUCUGGAGCACAUGCUCUCCAACAUGCUGCCGGUGGCCAUCGGGCCGGUGAUCCUGGGCUCCCACCUGACCACCACCUCCCUGUGGUACUGCCUGGCUCUGUUCAGCACCACCAUCUCCCACUGUGGAUACCACCUCCCCUUCCUGCCCUCCCCCGAGUUCCACGACUUCCACCACCUCAGGUUCAACCAGUGUUUCGGGGUCUUCGGCGUGCUGGAUCGGCUCCACGGCACAGACGCCAAAUUCAGGCAGACCAAGCAGUAUGAGCGCCACACCCUGCUCACCAGCCUCACCCCUCUGACCGAGAGCAUCCCUGACACACCCAAGAAGGGCCAGUGACGACCUGUGACCUUUGACCUCAGGCUCGCCAAGUUUGGGGUCGCAAUCGAUCUUAAACGACUAAUACACUUUGAUUUCUUUUUAAUGCAGAAAACCUGCUGAUCAGUUUCAGACUCGUCCCCCCACACUCUCUGGUAACCAACUUUGUAGAAAUGUUGUUGUUGCACUUUAUCAGACAUGCAGACUUCAAGCUGUUUUUUAGGCGCGACCUCUGCGCUCACUCUGGAUGUGGACUCGCCUGCUUCUGUGAUUAUUUUUAACCCGUUUCCUCCUGUGGUUUCAUCUUCCUGCGACCUGGGAAGGAUGUUAUUGUAGCUCUUAAUUUGGAUGAUGGAUGCUAACGUAGUGGAGCAGUCAGUGGUUCAGGGUUAUUUUGUGUAAAUGCAACCAAGGUAUCCACAUUAAAAACAGAAAUACUGAAGCUCAUUUACGAGCUACGGAGUCAAAUUUAUGAGACGUUGGAUCAAAAGUUUGACUAGCUGUGAGUAUUUCUUUAAAUGUUUUUAAUAGAUUUUGGGCUUUCACAAACGCUUGCAUUGUUUUGCCUUCAUAAUGUCCAGAUUUUAUUUAAAAUUUGAAGCAAAUCAAAGUAGCUCGUUAUCGGACGGAUCCCUGUGACGGUAGAUGUGAAGAAUUUGGCGAUGAGUUAAAACAAAUGAUGAGACUUUACUGCACUCUGCCAUGACAAUGAGGUGAAGGAGCCAUAUUCAGCCCUCGACCCAUAGUACUGCUGUUUACUGGCAGUAAUCCAGAUUAUAUUUUCACUUGUAUCGACCACCACAAAACCUUGAGAGGAAACUGGAUGUGAUUGAUGCUGCAUUCAGAUUCCAACAAUCAAGAGAGCAGAUAAUUUCCAAAUCAUUUCAGUAUGAAGAGAUUCUGCUGCCGUGUAUCUUAAAUUUCAUGUCGGUGAUGUUGAUCAUCUCCCAGUUCAAAUAAAUUUGUUUAAAAUGAAUGUUUUGAAUGAAUGACACCAAUCUUAUCUUUAAUGUCAGUGGAGUCUAUUUAAUCUCGAGUUAUUUUUAUUCUUACAGACACAUUUUGUAUUGUAAGUAGUUUUCGGUAACAGCACUUCAAGCUCACCAGUCCAGACUCUUCUGCUGCGUUCACUUGCUGCUCGGACAGAAGAUACAUUUGCACUUUGGUGGCGCUCAGACACGUGCUUGAAUGUUAAAUGUAUGUAUUGCAGGAGGCCUCAGUAAUGGUUGUAUAAUAAGAAAUGAAUGUCGAGAGAGAGAUCUCCUACUGUGAUUGAUACCAUGUUAAUGUUUCGACUGGACUGUUUAAUAUUAAAACAUUUUAA